Poecilia reticulata (guppy) is the source of this 3525-nucleotide messenger RNA. RefSeq names its product DEAD (Asp-Glu-Ala-Asp) box polypeptide 46 (gene ddx46). The record is from RefSeq and is a predicted model, not a curated record. Gene Ontology annotation, molecular function: nucleic acid binding; RNA helicase activity; ATP binding. NCBI's taxonomy places the organism in Eukaryota, Metazoa, Chordata, Actinopteri, Cyprinodontiformes, Poeciliidae.
UAUUUUUACCACAUGCUUGUCACAGUUUUCAUACGUUUCUGCGACACAAACAAACCAUCGUCGGCAUUUCGAGACGCAUUAGUUCCCUUAAAUCAAUUUGACCUUCAUUUAGUGCAACUCGAGUUAAGUCGGAAUGGGACGUGAGUCCAGACACUACAGGAAGCGCUCAGCGUCCCGCGGCCGGUCGGGCAGCCGGUCGAAGAGUCGCUCCCCGGACAACAAGCGCUCAAAGAAAGACGACCGAGACCGAAGCAGGAGGGAUCGGUCCAGGAGCAGAGACCGCAGGAGGUCCCGGUCCAGAGACAGGAAAAGAGCCCGUCGGUCCCGCAGCAGAGACCGGAGGAGGUCCAGAAGCCGGGAGAGGAAGAGGUCACGCAGUCGGAGUCGAACUCGCAGGUCCCGAACCGGCAGCCCGGCAAAGAGCAAGAAGUCAGACGAAAAAGCCAAGAGCAAAGAGAAGGAAAAGGAGAGCGUCGAGCCAGUUUCAGAGAAGAAGAAGGUGAAAGAGGAGAAGGAAGAUGAGAAGGUGGAGGACGUAAGUUCAAAACAAGAUUUUGACCAAAACAAACUGGAGGAAGAAAUGAGGAAGAGGAAGGAGCGUGUGGAGAAAUGGAGAGAGGAGCAGAGGAAGAAGGCGAUUGAAAACAUUGGAGAGAUAAAGAAAGAACUGGAGGAAAUGAAACAGGGCAAGAAAUGGAGCCUGGAGGACGACGACGAUGACGAUGAGGAGGGUCCUGCUCUGAUGGAGGUGGAUGAAGAUGAAGAGGAGGUGGAGGCGGAAGGAAAGGGGGAUGGAAAAGAGAAGGAUGCAGAGGAAGUGAAGAAGGAGGAGGACGAGGCUGAGAAGGAGGCGCCGAUGGAGCCGCAGGUGGAGGAGGACGAGGUGGAUCCUCUGGACGCCUACAUGGAGGAGGUCAAGCAGGAAGUGAAGAAGUUCAACAUCGGAGCCAUGAAGGGGAACGAUAAGAAAGGAGCAACGACGGUAACCAAAGUGGUGACGGUGGUGAAGACCAGGAAACAACCCAUGACGCACAAGAAGAAGGGCGAGCUGAUGGAGAACGACCAGGACGCCAUGGAGUACUCAUCGGAGGAAGAGGAGGUGGACCUGCAGACGGCGCUGACGGGUUUUCAGACCAAGCAGAGGAAAGUUCUGGAGCCGGUCGACCACACCAAGAUCCAGUAUGAGUCGUACCGCAAGAACUUCUACGUGGAAGUUCCUGAGCUGGCCAAGAUGAGCACAGAGGAAGUGAACGCGUACAGGCUGGAGCUGGAAGGCAUCACCGUCAAAGGCAAAGGUUGUCCCAAACCCAUCAGGACCUGGGUGCAGUGCGGCGUGUCGAUGAAGAUCCUCAACUCCCUGAAGAAACAAGCGUACGAGAAGCCGACGCCGAUCCAGGCCCAGGCCAUCCCCGCCAUCAUGUCCGGCAGAGACCUGAUCGGCAUCGCCAAGACCGGCAGCGGGAAGACCAUCGCCUUCCUGCUGCCCAUGUUCCGCCACAUCAUGGACCAGCGCCCCCUGGAGGAGGGAGAGGGGCCCAUCUCUGUGAUCAUGACUCCCACCAGAGAGCUGGCUCUGCAGAUCACCAAGGAGUGUAAGAAGUUCUCCAAACCGCUGGGGCUGCGAGUGGUGUGUGUUUACGGAGGGACGGGAAUCAGCGAACAGAUUGCGGAGCUGAAGCGCGGAGCAGAGAUCAUCGUUUGCACUCCAGGGAGGAUGAUCGACAUGCUGGGCGCCAACAGCGGCCGGGUCACCAACCUGCGGAGGGUCACGUACGUGGUACUGGACGAAGCAGACAGGAUGUUUGACAUGGGCUUUGAGCCACAGGUGAUGCGUAUCGUGGACAACGUGCGUCCCGACCGACAGACGGUCAUGUUCUCCGCCACCUUCCCCAGAGCCAUGGAGGCGCUGGCCCGCAGGAUCCUGGCCAAGCCCAUCGAGGUGCAGGUCGGAGGUCGCAGCGUGGUCUGCUCAGAUGUGGAGCAGCACGUGCUGGUGAUUGAUGAGGAGAAGAAGUUCCUGAAGCUGCUGGAGAUCUUGGGUCACUACCAGGAGAAAGGCUCCGUCAUCAUCUUUGUGGACAAACAGGAGCAUGCGGACGGCCUGCUGAAGGACCUGAUGAAAGCCUCCUACCCCUGCCUGUCUUUACAUGGAGGCAUCGACCAGUACGACCGAGACAGCAUAAUCAACGACUUUAAGACGGGAGUGUGUCGCCUGAUGGUGGCCACCUCGGUGGCGGCCAGAGGCCUGGACGUCAAGCAGCUCAUCCUGGUGGUCAACUACUGCUGCCCCAACCACUACGAGGACUACGUCCACCGGGCGGGGCGCACCGGCAGGGCGGGCAACAAGGGUUACGCCUACACCUUCAUCACAGAGGACCAGGCUCGCUACGCUGGCGACAUCCUAAAGGCCUUGGAGCUGUCAGGGUCCGCCGUUCCUCCAGAACUGGAGCAGCUGUGGGCUUCCUUCAAGGACCAGCAGAAGGCGGAGGGUAAGGUGAUUAAGAGCAGCAGUGGCUUCUCAGGGAAAGGCUUUAAGUUUGAUGAGACGGAGCAUGCUCUGGCCAACGAGAGGAAGAAGCUGCAGAAAGCUGCGCUGGGACUGCAGGACUCUGACGAUGAGGACGGCGCCUUGGAUAUCGAGGAGCAAAUAGAAAGCAUGUUCAACUCUAAGAAGCGAGUGAAGGACCUGUCGGCUCCCGGCGCGUCCACCGGUCCCGCCGGCGGCGUCACGGCUGCAGCGGCGGCCCCCGGGGGCCCGGCGGGCCUCAUGCCCGGGUCCGCUGGAAACAACCAGAAGCUGGAGAUGGCCAAAAGGCUGGCGCUCAAGAUCAACGCCCAGAAGAACCUGGGAGCCGAGGCUCAGGACGUGAUGCAGCAGGCCACCAACGCCAUCCUGCGCGGCGACCCCAUCAUGACCCCGUCGGUGUCGGCCAAGACGAUCGCGGAGCAGCUGGCGGAGAAGAUCAACGCCAAGCUGAACUACACGCCGGUGGAGAAGCUGGAGGAGGAGCGGCAGGCGGCCGAACAGGCCGAAACCGUCAAGAGAUACGAGGAGGAGCUGGAGAUCAACGACUUCCCUCAGACGGCCCGGUGGAAGGUGACGUCUAAAGAGGCGUUGCAGAGGAUUGGAGAAUACUCUGAGGCGGCCAUCACCAUCAGGGGAACGUAUUUCCCUCCAGGCAAAGAGCCGAAGGAGGGAGAGCGAAAGAUUUAUCUGGCUAUUGAGAGUGCGAGUGAACUGGCUGUGCAGAAAGCCAAAACGGAGAUUACACGGCUAAUAAAGGAAGAGCUCAUCAGAUUACAAAAUUCCUACCAGCCAACAAGCAAAGGCCGCUACAAGGUGCUGUAGAGGAAGCGGCGAGGAUAAUCCGAUCCAUCUCUGCAGUUUCAUCAAAGUGGAUGAUGAAUAUUUUAAUCUGUGUUUUAAUGUUUCAUUGAAUUAGUUUGUAUUUCCCCGACUGUCCAGCCGUUUUUCUUAUGCUCUUGUUCCACAUUUAACAUUAAAGCAACACGUUUCUCCAAUGA